Messenger RNA from Schizophyllum commune H4-8, 2496 nucleotides. RefSeq lists its product as uncharacterized. Gene Ontology annotation, biological process: protein ubiquitination; rescue of stalled cytosolic ribosome. Lineage: Eukaryota; Fungi; Basidiomycota; Agaricomycetes; Agaricales; Schizophyllaceae. Bases 75 to 2372 code for a protein of 765 amino acids. The record is from RefSeq and is a predicted model, not a curated record. The transcript has 6 exons. Gene Ontology annotation, molecular function: ribosome binding; ubiquitin protein ligase activity.
CGCUGAGAUUGUUUUAUCGUCGCCAGGCGCCCGCGAAAUAUACAUCCCCCACCCGCUUUUUCGCACCUACCACCAUGUCGACGACGCAGACUCAGACCCAGGCGAACGCCAACGCUGCUGGCGCGAAACAAGGCAGCAAGCGCAACAGGCGCGGUGGCGCCUCGCGAAACAAGCAGAACAAGCAAGCUCCCUCCGAUGCUCCUGCGAAGGACGAACAGCCGGCGGAGGACAAUGCUCAGGCCACGAGUUCACCUGCCGCGGGCGCGGAGGAGCCUGACCAGGACGUACCGGUCUGCUUCAUCUGCGCGGAGCCAGUCAAGUACUACGCUGUGUCAGCGUGCAAUCAUCGGACGUGCCAUGUCUGCUCCCUGCGAUUGCGCGCGCUGUACAAGAGGACGGACUGUACGUUUUGCAAGGACCCCCAGCCAUCUGUGAUCUUCACGACCUCGCCGGAUGCCCCCUUCCUCGCGUUCAAGCCAGAAGACAUUCCGUACAAGGAUGCGAGGCUCGCGAUCAGCUGCGAGACGCAGGAGAUGCUGGAGGAGUCGCUUAUCCUGCUCCGCUUCAACUGCCCGGACGAUACCUGCGACUACAUCGGAAAGGGAUGGGCUGAUCUGAAGUUGCACGUUCGUGCGACCCAUGGGAAGCUUAUGUGUGAUCUGUGCAUCCGCUCAAAGAAGGUCUUCUCGCACGAACAUGUUCUCUAUCCGCCCAACGUACUCCCUCUUCACCUGCCGUCCAUGUACCACAAGAUCAAUCAGCGCGCGAUGCCGAAGGAGCAGAUUGAGGGCGGCGUGCAUCCCAUGUGCGAGUUCUGCCGCGAGUGCUUCUUCAGCGACGACGAGCUGUACCAACACAUGCGGCAAAACCACGAAGAGUGCUUCGUCUGCAAGCGCAACGAGAUCCAGCACCAAUACUUCAAAAACUAUGAAGCCUUGGAGAAGCACUUUAACGACGACCACUACCCUUGUCACCAGUCGGAAUGCCAAGCUCGCAAAUUCGUAGUCUUCGGGUCCGCCCUGGAUUUGCAAGCUCAUAUGGUCGACGAGCACGGCUCCACGAUGAGUGCCAGGGAUAUUAAAGAUGCGCGCAGAGUGACGACCGGCUUCGACUUCGAGGAAGUACCAGGAGCAGGCGGGCGACGGCGAGGUCAACGUGACGGCAACAGAGCCCGCGAACCUCCGCCACAACAGCAGCAGCCUGCAGCGGGGCCUUCGCGCCCCAAUCGCCGGCAAGGGUUCGGCGGUAGCCUCACAGCUGACGGCACCACUCCAAACAACACGCCAAACAACCCUACACCCACGCCAGUGCAGCGUCCUGCGACACCUCCGCGUACGGACAUAGAUCCGGCGACGUUGGCACGACACCAAGAGCUCAUGAACCGCAUCAACGCCUACGCCGCAAACCCCUCGCACGCCGUCCCCGCGGUCAAGUUUGCCAUCAGAAGCUACCGCGCCAACGAAUCCAGCGCGCGCGACCUCAUCUCCACCGUCUGGAAUGUGCUCGACAACCACCUCGAGCACACCGCGAGCAUCAUCAGCGGCUUCGUCGAUAUCCUCGACGACGAGGAGAAGCGGCAGGAUCUGCUCACCUCCUGGAAGGGCUUCGAGGUCGAGCAGAAGCGGCAGUUCCCUGAUUUGGUGCCGAGCGCGGUGGGCGAGGGAUACGCGGCUGUGUCGUCGGGGAGGGUGCUGAAUGCGAAGCAUUCGACGGCGGCGCAGGUCAAUUCGAGACAGGUGCUGGACCGCGUUGCGCAGGCGGCCAGUUCGUCGGGGCCGAGGGCGCCGCCGCCGAGGGGUGUUCAGCAGCGAUAUGUACCUGGAGCAGCGCCGCCACCGCGUCAAGUGCCGGGUUCUGCUCCUCGCCCUGCCGCUGAGAGCUUCCCUUCGCUGCAGCAGACCACCGGAGCUGGACCUUCCCGUGCUGGCAACAACGGCAUCCGCCCGACGCCCUGGUCCCCCUCUGCCGCUGGCAAGGUUCGUGCUCCCCCGACGGAGCAGGUACGCUCGGUCCCGGGCCCCGGCGCACACAUCCCUACCUCUCGGCGCGCCAACGGGAACGCUGGGCCGAAGCUCUCGAAAGAGGGAUUUCCCGAGCUCAAGGGCUCGGGUAGCGGGAAGGCGGCGAAACCGCCCGUGAGCGGGAAUCAGUCGCUGAAGAACAUCUUGGGUCAGACGAGUGCCCCGGCGGUGUCGGCGUGGAGCGCAGGAGGAGGCGAAGAUAGCACCCCUGGAAGUGGUACUGCGACGCCGGCUGUUGAGCCGGAGGAUGGUACGCAGGAGGAGGGAGGUGCGAGUGGUGGGGGUGGGAAGAAGAAGGGGAAGGGGAAGCAGAAGCAGACGCUCUUUAAGCUGGGGUCGUUCCCGACUUGAGCUCGAGCAGACCUCUUUCUUUUGCGCUCGUUGUAUCAUGUGUCACAUAGGUUACGCGCAACUCUUACGCAACCUCCGAACUCAGAGGCAAAAGUUCGUGCUCUUGAACAACAUACAUUUGAGG